GCCUGGCAAUGAGUUUUUCAUUGUAUCCCACACUUCCGUCGCCUUCCGUCAGGCCAUGGUUGUUGGGAGGUUACAUCCACGCGCAUCCGGACUCCGACAACAGCCCCUCUGUUUCGUCGAGUACAAACAGGAUCCUGGCCUCGAUUAUGACGAUAGAUCGAUUGCGUCACAGACGGGUUGCGACGUGACGAACACGACGUGCGGAUUAGCCGUGUAUUUAUGUACCUGCCGGGUGCCUGUCUGCUUCCGAAUCCCAACACGCUGUGGAUGUUUAGCUUUCUGGAGUACAACCGUUGAUCAGGAUGGCUUCGUACCGAUUUCUCCUGCUGAGCUCCCUGGGAUCUCUGCCCUUGGCUCUGGCACAUCCCGGCCUCAACAUUGUUCGAGCAGCGAACACGACCAGCGUUGGGCCGAGCGUCGCAUCUAAUGCUACUGUCCCUGCCACUGCCACCGCUCCUGCCAAUGUCACUGCCCCGCCGGUGGUGACAUACUCUACCACCCAAGCCCAUACCCCAUUCACUGGAGUGCCGACCACCACUGGGGCACUGACCGCUGGCCCUGUCGGUCCUGGUAUUGCUCCCCAGGGUAUCAACCCGACGGCUACCACAUAUCCCAGUGAUGGACAGCUCCAUAAUCCCCAGCCGGGUCCGUAUAUCCCAGCUGGAGGGGUUGGAACAAACGGGGAGACCCCUGUGUACAACGCAAAGAGUGACUUUGACUACGAAUCUUUGGCCCUCGCAUUGUACCAGGAGUACAUCGAACUCGACCUCUUUCACGAUGGACUGGCUCGCUUCUCUGCGGAAGACUUCACUGCUGCUGGAUUGACGGCGGAAGAUCGCUUUUUGAUCGAGUUCAUGGCGGAUCAAGAAGUUGGCCAUGCGACCAUGUUGACCAAUAUUUUGGGCGCCGAGGCCCCCCGGCAGUGCAACUACAUAUACCCCUACACCACCGUUUCAGAGUUCCUGGACUUCUGCCAGAAGCUUACCCGCUUUGGGGAAGCUGGUGUCUAUGGAUUCCUGUCUCAUCUGGACUCCCGCGAAGCUGCAACGCUUCUGACGUUGUCCAUUACCACGGAAGCUCGCCAGCAGAUGAUCUUCCGGCAAUUCGAGGGCCUCUUCCCGAUGCCGGUGUGGUUUGAGGUCGGGGUUCCACAAUCAUGGGCGUGGACGUUGCUUGCUCCCUAUAUCAGCUCCUGCCCGGAGAACCAGACGCGCCUGGCAUGGCAGAACUUCCCCGCGCUGUCGAUCCUGAACCAGCCGAACCCAGUCCGGAUCAACGGCGCUGAGGCAUGGAGGGAGACCAUCAGCAAUGGGACGAACGCGCUGAACAGCACCGCCGUUCCCAGCUCCCAAACCUGCCUGAACUCCGACACUGUUGGUGUUGACUGCUCGCCCGCCAUCACCCACAACCGCACGAACCCCCUGUCGUGGCCAGGCCGGGAGGUCUACCUGUCCUGGGAAGCACCCGGGCAGCCAGUUGGACCGAACAACAGCUAUGUCACCUCGACAAAUGCUGGAGCGCCGAAAUAUGUCGCGUGGGUGACGCAGCUGAACGUGACCUACUCCGAGUUGACUCUCAAUGGCUCGCGGGCAGGAUCGACCAUCCAGCCCAGCGUGGAGACCUACGCCGGGGAUCCGGCCAUCAACGGUACCGUGUUCAUUGCCAUUACAGAUACUGAUCUCUAUGUGACCCCGUUUAACAUCACCAUGUUGAACCCUCAUGUGGUUGCUGGGCCGGCUCUCUACCAGUCUGGAUAAUGCAGCUGCUCAAAAGCAGCGGAGGGGGUGAUAAUUGGUCAUGGAAGGCGGAAUGAGAGGACUACUUCAUAAUCAUAAUGU
Messenger RNA from Aspergillus ibericus CBS 121593, 1838 nucleotides. RefSeq lists its product as uncharacterized. NCBI's taxonomy places the organism in Eukaryota, Fungi, Ascomycota, Eurotiomycetes, Eurotiales, Aspergillaceae. Bases 303 to 1757 code for a protein of 484 amino acids. The record is from RefSeq and is a predicted model, not a curated record. The transcript is spliced from 2 exons.